Messenger RNA from Metarhizium acridum CQMa 102, 2337 nucleotides. The record is from RefSeq and is a predicted model, not a curated record. Lineage: Eukaryota; Fungi; Ascomycota; Sordariomycetes; Hypocreales; Clavicipitaceae.
AUGGACGUCACCAUCAAUAUCGACGCAAUCGGACAGGGCUGCCUUUUUAUCAAGCAAAAUCUUUUCCGCUCACGGAGCAGAAUGUGGAUUCAGGUGAACGCGUCGCGUGCCCUCGAGUUCUCUCAGGUGCAUGUGGCCCAGAUCCUGUCAUCAAUGCGAGGGGGCACGCGGUUAUUUCCGCCAAAUUACGUCCGACGUAAUGACCGUGGCAAUUGCUUCCUUAUCCGGCUGCCUAGGACUGGGCCGUUUCAUGCCAAGGCCAAUGGUGCCGAACGACCACGUUCAUCCUCAACCCUGCAGAGGUGGUUAUCCCAGCCGCAGGAUGCUGGAGGCCAGAAAAGAAGCAGUAGAAGCUCAAUGCUGCACUGCCAGAGUCACCAACCGAGGAAAACUGGCCUUGUGCCACAACUAAGAUGUACGGAAUUCGGGCCAAAGGGCCAGGUAUUGGUUGCGAAUGGGAGGCUGAAGAAGUCUGAACUGGUUACGAGAUACGGGCUGCUCCCCCGUGACAUGCGCAAGAUUGAUACAUCAAACUUGCCCCAUGUCGACAUACGGCCUGCAGUUAUACUGCUGAAUCUCCUAUACCUCAAGGUUUUAAUUAAACGAGAUGGCGUUUUGCUCUUCGACAUGGACGGCACACGCACCUCAAGUGUUCAAGCUUCGUUUGUGGAAGACCUUCAAAUCAGGAUGCGGCCAGACCGUACUGACGGAGUUGCACCUCCACCAUACGAGUUUGAAGUUCUAGAUGCAGUACUCAAUGCGGUUGUCGUUGAACUAAGGAAUGAAUUGGAAUCUGUGCGUACUCCAGUCGUCAGUCUCCUCGCGGAACUCGAGGACAACAUUGAUCGACAAAAGCUACGUACGCUUCUGAACCUGUCCAAGCAGGCCAGUGCGUUUGAACACAAGGCAAAACUUGUGCGGGCAGUCCUAGAUGACAUUCUUGAGAGCAAUGACAGCCUUGCUGCCUUGUAUUUAACGGACAAUGCUAAGAAUGUCCAUGGGCCUGAGGACCUUUCUGAGGUGGAGUCCAUGCUGGAAUCGUACUACGCUAUAUGCGACGAAAUUGCACAGGAUGCACAGAGCUUGACCUCUAUGAUCAAGAAUACGGAUGACAUAUACAAACCGGAACUCGCUCAUGCUGCUGCAUUUGAAGUUCAUCUCCUGUACACUGGCCCUGGGAACAGGCACAUUUGUGGCUUCAUUUUACGGAAUGAACAUCCAGAAUGUGCUUACCGAAGCGGAUUUGGGCUUCGUGGUGGUUUCAGCAGGGACAGGGAGAAGCCGUGGGAAAUCGCUGAGGCUGCUAUCCACAACAAGUGGUGCCUAGAGACGGUAUCGAGCACAAUCACGACAGAACACGACGACCAAUCUUGGAGCCUCAUGCAACGUUUGAGCAAACUCUCAUCUCACCAUGGUGCCUUGCUGUCCUUCUCUGCCUCAUGGACGUCGAUAUCAACGAUGCUGGUCUUUUGCUCUCGACCCAAGUUCCAUAUUCAACUAUUACUGCUCACACCAAGCGCAUAUGAUGCGUACGUCUUCUACGCCAACAGCGACAACUAUGCCUGCUCAGUGUUGGUCAACGCACACAUCUUGCAGCAUUUGAUGGGCACAAGGCAUCGCAUUUUCGCCAUCAUAUCUGAUGGUGUUUCACGAGCGAUGCAAGACGCCCUGGCUGCCGAAAAUAUAACCAUGGUCAAGGAAACACCUCUCCCACUUGAGGCAAACAGCGUCUCAUACUACGAGGGAUGUCUCUUAAAACUAGCGGCCUUUAAAUUGCACGAAUACGAUUCUUCGAUCCGGAGGUUGCUGGUGCCUGACGCCGACCAACUAAUACUUCGAAACCUGGACAAGAUUUUCGACGCUCAAAUGACGGAUUUUAUGGCUCCAACCGCUUAUUGGAUCAGCAAUGACACCAUCACCAGCACUUGCAUGUUGAUCCAGCCAGGCAAACCGGUGUGGGACAGGGUCAAGACCGCUGCGACAAGUAUAAAGUCUGACAAGUACGACAUGGACCUUAUCAACGACCUAUUCGCCGAGCGAGGGGAUCGAUUGAGCGAGAGAUAUGUGACCCUCAAUAGUCACUGGGAAGAUUGGAACAUUCCCCUGUGGAUGGGCCCUGGGUCGUCUAAUGGCACCGCGACAGACCAACAACUACGGGUUUUGUAUGACCAAGCGGCCAUCAUUCACUUCACUGCUGCUGGCAAGCCAUGGAUGCACGACACUCAGGCGCUGCGGGAGCAGAAACCGGACGCGCAUCCUCUCAUGGUAGAACAGUGGGCUAGAUGGCGAUCGUUGGCAUUACAAAAUUGCCCACCAGGAAUCCUGGACCAUGUGUAG